This is a messenger RNA of Acanthosepion pharaonis, 1332 nucleotides long. The record is from the annotation of a GenBank genome assembly. NCBI's taxonomy places the organism in Eukaryota, Metazoa, Mollusca, Cephalopoda, Sepiida, Sepiidae.
AUGCUGGCAGGGUCGUUAUUCGGAUUCUUCCUCGAUAUUUCGCAACCGCCAAGCAGGCCACUGAGUCGUAAAUUUAUUGGUGAACUAGUCGAUCACUGCGUUAGUCUAUAUCCGGAGAUAAUAACAUUCACUCCUCUCGAAUUCAAAGCGUUUUUCUUUUUUUUUCAUAUCGGUUGUCGUCAUCUUUUUGAGAUUUUGACGUCAUCCCUUACUUAUUGUUUUUCUCCUUCCUUUUCUAACCGCCUUUCAUUACCUCUGCCUCGUUCUCUUUGUUCUUUUUACUUUUUCUUUGUAAUUUUCUCUUCCAUAUUUCUUUCCUAUAUUCAUGAACAUACUUUUAUCUUAUGUUUUUUGUUUUUCUCUUUCAUCAUUGAUUGUUAUUCAAAUUUUCUUUCAUUCUUUCUUUUCUAUAGAUCGUAUCCUUUCUUUCUUUUCAAUAGUCUUUAUCUUUAUUUUUGCAUAUAUCAUAUCAUUAUUUCUUCUUUUUCUUUCUUUCAUUACUUUGCCACAUUUCUUUUGUAUUCUUUUUUCUUUUACGUAGAUAUUUUAUUCUUUUUGUUCCUUUUUUUUUCUCAUAUUUUUUCUAUAUUAUCAUUUCAUUGUUUCUUUCUUUUCUCAUUUCUUUCUUUCUUUUUUAUUUCUUUCUGUCUUUUCUCCUUUCUUUACUUCUUUUUACUUCUUUCUUUCUCCUUUCUUUUCUCAUUUCUUUCUUUCUUUCUUUUCUCAUUUCUUUCUUUCUUUCUUUUCUCAUUUCUUUCUUUCUUUCUUUUGACUUUUAUCUCUAUAUUAUCAUUUCAUUCUUUCCUCUUUUCUCAUUUCUUUCUUUCUUUUCUCAUUUCUUUCUUGUCUCAAUUGUUUUCUUUGUUUCUUUUUUAUUGUCCUUACUCAUUUUUCUUUUUUUUCUCUCGAUUAUUUUAUCUUCUACAUUAUAUGUACUUACCCCUUCUUUUUUUCUUUUUCUUUAUUAACUCUUUUUCGUUUUCCUUUUUCCUCAAAUUUCUUUCCCUUUCUUUUAAAAUUCUUCCUUUUUUCUCUUCUCAGAUUUUUAUCGCUAUCACUAUUACUCUAGUUUGCUGCCUUCUCGCUAUGGCCACCGCCACUAUUCUCUUCAUCAUGCUACUUCUUUUUACCCCCCAACUCGACGUUUUCCCGCCCUCACCAUACAUUUUCCCUUUACUUCUGAUUGUUCUUUCCUCAGGAACCCUUACUUACUCGCCCUUCCAAUAUUUCCUUUCCUAUAUCGCCCGACCUACUUUCUUCCCCGUCAAAUUCACAAAUCUCUUUUGGCGCCUGCCGUCCCUGGCUUUGUCACAUCCCGGUUCAACGCAUUAG